Messenger RNA from Halichondria panicea, 1735 nucleotides. Its product is annotated as iduronate 2-sulfatase-like. The transcript has a single exon. Gene Ontology annotation, cellular component: cytoplasm. NCBI's taxonomy places the organism in Eukaryota, Metazoa, Porifera, Demospongiae, Suberitida, Halichondriidae. Gene Ontology annotation, molecular function: iduronate-2-sulfatase activity. Bases 78 to 1685 code for a protein of 535 amino acids. The record is from RefSeq and is a predicted model, not a curated record.
UGACCUUACGCACAAGCAAAUGAGGUCACCUAUCUAGCUACUAGCAAAAGUUGAGCCACCAGCCCUGUACAUACACCAUGUACAUGUAUCGAGAAAUGUCUGUAGAGAAGGCAUUGCUAAACAUUUUUACAGUCUUUUUUGUGUUAAGCAGUGCUAUCAAGGUAACUACUGGUUUGAAGAAUGUACUGUUCCUUGCUGUUGAUGAUCUGAGGCCUGAACUUGGCACCUAUGGAAUGGACUUUAUUAAAUCUCCUAAUAUUGACAAGCUAGCCUCCGAGUCACUCGUGUUUGACAGAGCGUACUGUCAGGUAGCAUUAUGUUCACCAUCUCGAGCUUCUCUCCUCACCGGAAGACGUCCAGACACUAAUCAUGUUUGGAAGAUAGCUAUUGACGAAUACUGGAGGAUGUUCACGAAUGCAACAACUAUACCACAGUAUUUCAAAGAGAACGGUUACAUGAGUGCUGGUAUAGGAAAGAUCUUUCAUGCAGGCGCACCUAGUGGAUACGACGAUAUAAAGUAUUCAUGGAGUGUACCUUACUUCCAUGCCCCAAAAGAUUCUGCUAAUGAUAUGUCAUGGCAUUCUUUCAACACUAACACUACCAACCUACAGGAUGGGAAGAUUGCUGACUACGCUGUCAACACUCUCAGAGAGAUCAAUCAAAAUCGUACAAAAGGAGACACCAGACCUUUCUUUAUUGCUGUUGGUUUCCAUAAGCCUCAUCUUCCUUUCUAUUGUGCUAAAAAGUUUUACGACAUGUACCCACAAGCCACUCAGAUAGCACUCCCAAAAAAUCCAGGUGUACCGAAAAACUUUCCCCCAAUUGCAAGAGGGCUAGGAUCAAUCUAUAAGUAUCGUGACACCAAAAUGUUCUACCCAAACAUAACGAAGUGUCAGACAGAUGUACAAGCAUCAUUCUAUGGAGAAGGUUGUACCAUUUCAGAUGAUUACACUCGUGUAUUAAGAAGGGGUUACUAUGCAUGUGUGAGUCAGACCGACGACCAAAUUGGAAAAGUAAUUAGUGAAAUGACAUCGCUAGGGUUUGCAGACGACACCAUCAUUGUUUUUUGGGGCGAUCACGGCUGGCAGUUGGGCGAACACAAUCAUUGGUGCAAACAAACUAAUUUUGAAGAUGCAACACGUGUACCGUUCAUGUUGAGGGUUCCUGGGGUCACAGACAAAGGCAUGCGUACUAGCGCUCUAGUUGAACUCAUCGACAUCUUCCCGACAAUCACUGAGCUAGCUGGUAUUAAGGUACCUCCAAUGUGUCCUGUUGGAGACAAGCAACCUCUGGCGUGUGUGGAGGGGACUAGUCUAACUCCUCUACUCCAGAACCCUAACAUGCAAUUCAAGAAAGCAGCCUUCUCUCAAUACCCCCGACCUGCUGAGGGCAUGACUGUUAUACCAAAUAAGCAUCCAUUUAACGAUUCAGAGCAUGAUGAAAAUGUAAUGGGUUACUCCAUUCGAGUGGACCAGUAUCGUUUCACAGAAUGGUAUCGUUUCAACCACACCACAGCAACACCAAACUUUACAGAUAUUUGGGCCACAGAGCUUUAUAACCAUACUGAGGCCACUGUUUUCUUCAACGAUGAGAAUAUCAACGUGGCCAGGGAGCCAGACAUACAAGGCUUGGUGGAGACCCUUCGUAAAACACUUCAAGCAGGCUGGAGAGCAGCUAUGCCAUAAAUAUGAUUAAAUGUAUGCUACAUGUAUGUCAUCAAGGUUACAGUAAACUG